Messenger RNA from Pocillopora damicornis (cauliflower coral), 240 nucleotides. Its product is annotated as zinc finger protein 862. Lineage: Eukaryota; Metazoa; Cnidaria; Anthozoa; Scleractinia; Pocilloporidae. The record is from RefSeq and is a predicted model, not a curated record.
AUCAGAAUGGGAUCACUUCAAGUUCAUGGCUCUAGAGAUAAAGCAGGAGUAUUCAACUGUCAGCACAAUGCUCAAAACCACGCCAACUGAAUGGCUUCUUUCAAAGCUGACAAGUUCAAAGUCCUACAGCUUCAUGUUUCCAAACCUUGUCUCGCUAGCAGAAUUGGCACAGAGCAUACCUCUCACCAAUGCCUGGCCCGAGAGAGGAGGCAGUGCAAUUAAACGUAUUAAAACAAGGCU